Rhinichthys klamathensis goyatoka is the source of this 4222-nucleotide messenger RNA. RefSeq names its product peptidase domain containing associated with muscle regeneration 1b (gene pamr1b). The record is from RefSeq and is a predicted model, not a curated record. Bases 250 to 3675 code for a protein of 1141 amino acids. Lineage: Eukaryota; Metazoa; Chordata; Actinopteri; Cypriniformes; Leuciscidae. The transcript has 15 exons. Gene Ontology annotation, biological process: proteolysis. Gene Ontology annotation, molecular function: serine-type endopeptidase activity.
GAGAGAGACAGAGAUAGGAACUUUCACUUUUGAGUAUAGCAGAUUUAAAGAGACAAAGAAGAUGUGCUGAAUGUGUAAAGAAUGCAAGAGGUUUGGGACAGAGAUAGACUGAGGGGAAGAGAGAGAGAGAGAGAGAGAGAGAGAGAGAGAGAGAGUGGGAAAAUGUGAGUCAAGAGGGAGGGAAGUACAGAGUAGAGGUGAUGUAAAAGCAGCUGAGCUCAAAGAGUAAACAGAGCUCCAGACUUCAGCAUGUGUUUAUCUGUCCCGCUGCAGGGCCGCAGCCAGCGGAACCGUCACAAUCUUCUCUCUCUGCCCGGCUUCACCCUACUCAUCAUCUUCCUCCUGUUGGCCCAGGGGAUGGCCUGGCCAUAUGAUUACAGGUUCCUGUACAGCUACUGUCCAGGGCCCGAGUGGAGUGUGAUGUGCAGGGGAUGCUGUGAAUAUGAUGUCAUCCGCUGUAAAUGUCCUCUUCAGGGGUAUCCCGUAGGGUACGCAGUGCCAUGCUGUCGUAAUGCGGUGAAUGAAUGUGAUCCCUGCAUCAUACAUCCAGGCUGCAGCAUAUUUGAGAACUGCAAGCGCUGUAACAACGGCACAUGGGCCCCAAGGGACGAUUUCUUUGUAAAAGGGCAGUACUGUGCAGAGUGUCGCCCCGGAUGGUCCGGUGGGGAUUGUUUAACAUGUGGAGGGAUGAUUCAUAAGAGGCAGGGUCACCUGGUGCUGGAGAGUUACCCAAACAAUGCCCGCUGCGAGUGGACGCUGAAAGUGGACCGGCCUUAUACCAUUGAUCUGAGGUUCAUGAUGCUCAGCUUGGAGUUCGAGCACAGCUGUCAGUAUGACUAUGUUGAAGUGAGGGAUGGAGACAGCUUGAACUCGCGUGUGAUUGGUCGUUAUUGUGGAAAUGAUCGACCUCCUCCAAUCAAAAGCACUGGCAGUUCCCUGCACAUCCUUUUCAUCUCAGAUGGUUACAAGAACUUUGAUGGUUUUUUUGCCACCUACCAGGAGAGCUCAGAAUGCUCUUCCUCUCCAUGUAUGCAUGAUGGCACCUGCAUCUUACACUCCUCUCAUUCCUUCCACUGCGCCUGUCUGGCUGGAUAUACUGGAACGAGAUGUGAACAUGUGCUUGAAUGCAGAAGGCCUUUGAUUCCAGCCCACGGGACUGCAGUGCAUCUGGAUGUAAGGGUUGGCGGACAUGUUCUGUUCCAGUGUGACCCUGGAUACACAUUAAAUGGUUUCCAGAUGGCCGCCUGUCUGCUGGAUGGGUCAUGGAGUACUCCAACUCCACAGUGUGUGCCUGACCACAACUGUGGCAUUCCUCCAAAGCCAGAGCAUGGUGAUCACUUCCUUGUUUAUGGACCAAAUGAUGUACUUAUUGCUAUACAGUAUUUUUGCUUUAAGCAAUACAAACUGAAUGGAGCCCCUCAGAGAACCUGCCUGGGCAACAACACUUGGAGUGGGACGGCACCAACCUGUGUCAAAGAGCUGGACAUCAUUUCUGGAGCAGAUAAUGAACAAAACAAAGGCAAACACAAACAUACUGGACAAGAUGAAGUGGGCCAUUCCAAGAACAAAACUUCAGAAAAAGAAGAAAAUGAGUCAAAACCAGACAAAGAUAGACUAAAGAAAACUCCCCCUGGAAAUGAUGAUGGGGGACUAGAUUUAGAGCUGGGAAAAGAUAUAGGCAAAGAUAUUGGGAGUAAUUUUGUACAAGAAAAGCCUAAAGUUGAAAAUAAGGAUACUGACAGCAACAUUAACACAAUUGAAAAGAAAGAAACUGGAGGGGAUAAGGAUAAUCUUAAACUCCUUGACAAAGAUGGACAUCUAAAUAUUAGAGAAAAAGAUGGCAGUCCAACAAAAGAUUUGGACAUGGAUUUCAUAGAUAUUGUGUUGAUAGACAAUAAUCAGACAGCAAAGGACAAAACCAAAGAUGGCGGCAUGGACAAAGGACAAAAAAUAACCGAUGGACCCCAAUACACCAUAAGCCUGACCAAGGAUGAGAAAGAAAACAUUCUUUAUGAAAUAGAUAUCAUACACAGAGGGAAUAACACUGAAUUUUUAAAUAGGAAUGACAUAGAAGAAAAUCUGGGGACACUGCCUCAAAAAGAAACAGAAGAACUCCCAACAGCUACUACUGGCAAUGACAGCACAGAAGUCAUACCAACAGUGAGCACAACUACCGAAAGAGUGACAACGAGGGUUAAACCUAUGGAAAAGGUCAAAGUGGAUACAGUAAAUGAAAAGACAGCAGAGCAAGUUUUGCAACAAGAAACGAAUAGAGAAUCUCAAUCAAACCUAAAGAAUGAAGAGGGUGAAGGGAGACUGUGUCCUCGACUGGCACCAUUGUAUCAUGGUUACUAUGAGUCAGUACCUGGCCUCAUUCCUGAAACAGUGGAGUUCUUCUGUAACCAGUCGUAUGCUCUGAGUGGCAGCUAUCGCAGGACGUGUCAGACUAAUGGCACCUGGUCUGGCACACAGCCCGUCUGCAUUAGAGCAUGCAGAGAGCCCAAAGUAUCUGUGCUGGUCAAACAGAGAGUUCUUCCUCCCCACAUCCCUUCCAGGAAAACACCUGUGCAUAAGUUUUAUUCUUCUUCUGGGGCAACCAAUUUCUUAAGGGAAGUGUGGCCCACCCAGACCCCUUUCAGCCUCCCCCCGCUCCCACAGGGGUUUCACCAUCUCUACACACACAUUGAGUACGAGUGUAUGUCCCCGUACUACCAGCACUCUGGAAGUGCACGCAGAACCUGUCUGAAGAUGGGGAAGUGGAGUGGACGUCAUGUCUCUUGUUCACCAGUGUGUGGGAAGCUGACGAACUUUGACCCUCAGAACCCAGCAGAAACCAAAUGGCCCUGGCUGGCUGCCAUCUACCGUUUGCCUGUUGCAAGCAAACUAGGGAAGUUAAGUGUGACGAGGACAAUGGGGAAAAACAUUGAACCGAUGGAAGAAGAGAGUGACAUGGAUGGUUGGCAGCUUGUUUGCAGCGGAGCCCUGGUGAACCAGCGCAGUGUGGUUGUAGCUGCCCACUGUGUCACAGAGCUGGGGAAAUUAUAUCCACUCGACACGGCCAAAAUCAGAGUAGUGCUUGGCAAACAGUAUCGCAGCGAUCUGAGAGUGACCAAGGGACUGCAGCGAUUACGGGUGUCCUCCAUCACUCUCCAUCCAAACUAUGAUCCACUGGUGCUGGACUCAGAUGUGGCCAUACUGAAGCUCUUGGACAAGGCUCGUAUUGGAGAACAUGUGAAGCCGAUCUGCCUUCCGAACGCUCGGGAUACAGUAGAAGACUCCAGGCCAGGGAUGGUGACAGGCUGGUCCCUCUUACCUGACCAAGAGGCUGGAAAUGUUGAGAAAGCACGCGUGGGCCGUGUGAUUCUGGGCGAUAUUGUUCACUGUGAGCAGCAAUACGCCAAUCAUGGUGUUCCUAUCAGUGUGUCUGAAAACAUGCUGUGCGGGCGACAGGGUGCGGGCGCUGGUCAGUCCAACAUCUGCCCUGCCGACACUGGAGGGAUUCUCAUCUUCCCAGUCUCCAGUCCCACACCUCCACAUGGACAGGGUUCACAAGAGUGGAAACUUUUAGGGUUGGUCAGUUUCGGACAUGAUUCUUCAAACUGCAACCCAGAGCUUUACACCGUGUACACUAAUGUUGCUAAUUUUGUCAACUUUAUAGAGGGAAAUAUGACAUAGGCUGACAUGCAAUAUUACAUCUCUGUCUCAUUUAUAUUAUGUCAUGCAGUUCCUUCUAUCCCUUAUAACACUGCAUUAUGGGCUAAUGUAUACACUGGACGAUGCAGUACACAGAUGUAUAGGACAUAGACUUAUACUUUAAACAGUAAGUCCAAACACAACAUGAACAUCUACCAGCACUUCCUACAGUAUGUGCUGGCCUCGACUUCUCAGGUGAUGUAAAAUGAGUCACAUCUAGUGAUAGUUGGUUUUGCCUAUAAAUCUUUAAAUUGUACAUAAAUUGUAAUAUUGUAUUUACCAUUGUAAGCAUUAUUGAAAGGUGUACAUAUUUACAUAUAAUAACAUAUAUUGUCAUUGGUCAGACCAUAACUCAUAGUAAUAUGGACUGCAGUGACAUUUACUCUGAAGAGGCAAGUGAAAAAUAAAAGGGAAAAUAAUUUACAGAACAAAAUUAAAACUAAUCAUAUAUUACAACAUAAUAUUUUUUUCUAAAAUGACAGUCCAUCAGCUACACCGGUGAAUACAAUUUUAGAGCUAAUUCUUAAAG